AUGCUGGAUAAUCACCCAAACGCUACUAUUGUUUGCGGUGGCGAUCUUAAUCACCUUGAUCUCACGAGACUUAAACGCAUUACUGGUUGGACCGCUUUAGUGGAUUUUCCAACACGAGGGGAUUCAUUUUUGGAUAAUUGUCUUACAAAUAGGCCAGAGCUCUUCGGAAAAGCUUUAUCUAUAAAGAUGCUGAUUAAGACGGAUCACAUUGGAUUUAUAGUUCCAGCGGGCAAGAAACUCAAGCCUAUUCGUAAGAAAGUGCAAUUUAGGGAUUGUCGUGAGCAUAGGAAGCAAGCUCUUUACCUUGCCCUCGCAUCAGAAUGCUGGGAUGAUGUUUUGGAGGCGGAUAGUAUCGAAACAGCUGUGAACAUCUUAGAAUUGAAGAUCCUGUCAAAUAUUAACUGGUGCAUGCCUUUACGAACGGUUUCCCUUUCGUCCCGUGAUCCAAGUUGGAUGACACCGCUAGUUAAAUACAUGCUACGUAGCAAGUCUCGCAUCUCUGUUUUACGCACUAAUAAGCAUAGAGAGCUUAGUAGAAAUGUGUUGAAGGUUAUUGGCGAAAACAGAAGGAUGCUUCUGGAGGGCAAAAUGGGGAGCAGAGAAUGGUGGAAAAACGUAGACUUGAUAUCUCAACGCCGGCGGUCCACAAACGUUUCGCUGGAUAGAGAGACCGCUCAAGAUUUGAACGAGUAUUUCGGUGACCUGUGUACGGAUGGCGAUUACGUUGAGCCCGCGUUACUUGAAAUUGGUCCUGAGGUGAAAGUCCCGGAAAUUAGUGAACGAUAUGUAUGGAACUCACUGAGUACUCUAAAGAAGACUGCAACUGGUCCUGACCAAAUUCCGUAUUGGGUGUGGAAAGACCAUGCGGAGAUCUUCACUCCAAUCAUUACUAAGCUAUGGAAUUUGUCUCUCGCUACGCACCAAUGGCCUAGAUCGUGGAAAAGGGCAAGUAUAAACCCACUGCCAAAAGUUGAUGUUCCAGUGGCAAGAGGGGACUUCCGGGGGAUCAACGUAACCCCUGUAAUAGCAAGAGCCCUGGAAAAGGCAGUCUAUAAGAUUCACGCCCAAAGGCCGGUAGAAGAACAGCUGUUGAAUAGUCAAUUCGCGUAUAGAGAAGGAGGGAGCUGCACAGAUGCUCUGCUACUUAUACAGAAUAAGAUCUGCAAGUUUCUUGAUGAUCCCAAGUGCAAGGCAGUGCGGAUGUUCGCGAUGGAUUUCAGUAAGGCCUUUGACUCUGUGAGCCAUCAACUCCUUGCUGAGAAACUUAAGAGUCUACCACUUAACCCGUAUAUCAUAAACUGGUGGUUAGAUGCCUCCGCAAAGAAGGAUGUAGCCAAGCAGAAGUAG
Messenger RNA from Pocillopora verrucosa, 1347 nucleotides. The record is from RefSeq and is a predicted model, not a curated record. Lineage: Eukaryota; Metazoa; Cnidaria; Anthozoa; Scleractinia; Pocilloporidae.